CCUCUGGGCCUCUUUCCUCACCUGUUGGUUUAAAAGUUGUGAGAUGUAAUGAAGAGAUCAACUGAGACCUGGUCUGACCAUGAAGAGGAUGUUCUUGCUCCUGGUCUUCCUGCUGGCUGUCCUCCCAGUCCAGGCUGAAGGAGGGAAAAUCAUAUGGGGUACGGAGUCCAAACCCCACUCCCGGCCCUACAUGGCAUUCAUAAAUUUUUAUGAUAGCAAUUUAAACAUCAUGCGCUGCGGUGGGUUUCUAGUGAAAGAAGACAUCGUAAUGACAGCAGCUCACUGUCAUGGAAGCAAUAUAAAUGUCACCUUAGGGGCUCACAACAUCAGGGAACAGAAAAACACCCAGUUCAUUCCUGUUCUUAAAGCCAAACCUCACCAGGGCUAUAAUCCUGUAACAUUGGUUAAUGACAUCAUGCUCCUGAAGCUGAAACACAAAGCUCAACUCAACAGUGUUGUGAAGACUAUUGCCCUGCCAAACAGCAAGGACUGGGUGAGACCUGGGCAGGUGUGCACAGUGGCAGGCUGGGGAACCUUGGAAAAUUGUACUUUGCCUAACACACUUCAAGAAGUGGAGCUAGAAGUUCAAAAAGGCCAGACGUGCUAUGGCAUGUCCAAAUCCUACGACGACUCCAUCCAGCUCUGUGUGGGAAAUCCCAAUGAGAAGAAGGCUACUGCUUGGGGAGAUUCUGGGGGACCCUUUGUGUGUGGCGGAGUGGCCCAGGGCAUUGUCAGUUAUCACUUGUGUCCUUGGAAACCAACUCGGAUAUUCACCAGAAUCUCCAGCUUUAUACCUUGGAUUCAGAAAACGAUGAAACUCCUGUGACAACCCUAGAACACAAAACCUGUGUCUGGGCCAGUGUGCAGCAUCCGGGGAUGGCUGUCUGAGUCUUAAUAAAGAAAUCUGUCUGCAGGAAAAAGAUGGUGUUGCUC
Messenger RNA from Apodemus sylvaticus (European woodmouse), 933 nucleotides. Its product is annotated as granzyme-like protein 2. NCBI's taxonomy places the organism in Eukaryota, Metazoa, Chordata, Mammalia, Rodentia, Muridae. The record is from RefSeq and is a predicted model, not a curated record. Gene Ontology annotation, molecular function: serine-type endopeptidase activity. Gene Ontology annotation, biological process: proteolysis. The transcript has 5 exons. Bases 80 to 826 code for a protein of 248 amino acids. Gene Ontology annotation, cellular component: intracellular membrane-bounded organelle; cytoplasm.